UUAAAAGGACCAAAAACACAUUUAAAAAAAACAUCUUUAUGUUCCUCUCUCUUGGUCGCCUCCAUUCUUCUCACCUCUGCUGCCCCUCCCGCCAACCUCCGCCGUGAGCACCGCCGCGGUGAUUGACCACUCAAACAAACUCCAAUCACCACCACCACGCAAAAAUGCCACCCCCCAAUCCCAACCCCACCCUUUUAGCCACAAAAGCAAUCACAUAUCUAACCCGCCACCCACAAAACCUCCCAUCACUCGCCACCCACUUCACUCCCGACGCAGCCACCCACCUCCUCCUCACUUCUCAACUCACCAAACCCUUACUUCUCAAAUUCUUUUACUGGGCACACCCCCACAUUUUUUUCACUCCCCAUAUUAAAAUCUUAACCCUCCACAUCCUCACUCGCUUCCAUCUCUUCAAAACCGCUCAAACCCUCGCUCACAACCUUAUCACCACUAACACCACCACAUCUUCCACCCUUUUCCAUCACAUCAAAGAAACCUACCAUACCACUAACUCAUCCUCCGCCGUUUUCGACUUACUCAUCAAAUCAUACUCCCAAUUAAACCUCAUUGACAAUGCUAUUCACACCCUCCACCUCGCUACUCGCCAUGGCUUCUCCCCGGGCGUGUUAUCCUACAAUUCAAUACUCGAUUCAAUCAUACGUAGCGGACCCCAUUCGUUAUUAUCAAUUCAACAGGCUAACCGUGUUUUUUGUGACAUGGUUAGAAACAAUGUGUCACCGAAUAUAUACACUUAUAAUGUAAUGAUCCGCGGAAUGGUUUCCGUGGGGAGAUUUGAUUCUGGUCUCCAUUUCAUGAAUGAGAUGGAGACGAAAGGUUGUUUACCAAAUGUGGUUACUUAUAAUACUAUGAUAAGUGGUUAUUGUAAGGAGAAUAAGUUAGAUGAAGCGUUCGGUUUGUUGAAAAUUAUGGGUGGAAAACGCGUUGAGGCGAAUUUGAUUUCGUAUAAUGCCGUUAUUAAUGGUUUGUGUGGUCAAGGGAGGAUGAAUGAGACAAUGGAAGUGAUCGAGGAGAUGAGUUUGAAGGGGUUGAGUCCGGAUUGUGUUACGUAUAACACGCUUGUGAAUGGGUUUUGCAAGGAUGGGAAUUUUCAUCAGGCGCUUGUUCUACUUCAUGAGAUGUCUGGUAAGGGUUUGUCGCCAAAUGUUGUUACUUAUACUACUUUGAUUAAUGGUAUGUGUAAGGUUAAGAAUUUGAGUCGUGCGAUGGAGAUUUUGAGUCUUAUGCGUGAUAGGGGACUUAGUCCUAAUGAGAGAACUUAUACUACUUUAGUUGAUGGGUUUUGUAGACAAGGGUUGAUGAAUGAGGCUUAUAAGGUUUUGAGUGAAAUGGUUGAUAGUGGAUUUGUGCCUUCGGUUGUUACUUACAAUGCACUUGUUAACGGGUUUUGUUGUUUGGGGAGAGUUGAGGAAGCUGUUGGAGUUUUGAAGGAUAUGGUUGAGAGGGGUUUGUUUCCUGAUGUUGUUAGUUAUAGUACUGUUAUAUCCCUGUUUUGCCGAAAUGGGGAGCUUGGGAAAGCGUUUCAAAUGAAGUUGGAGAUGGUUGAGAAGAGAAUUUUGCCUGAUGCCGUGACAUAUUCGUCGCUCAUACAAGGUUUAUGUUGCCAGAGAAAACUUUCGGAAGCUUUUGAUCUCUUCCAGGAGAUGCUGGGCCGAGGUUUAUCGCCUGAUGAGGUUACUUAUACUACUUUGAUGAAUGGUUAUUGUGUUGAAGGUGAACUGAGUAAGGCUCUUGAUUUGCAUGAUGAAAUGAUGCAGAAGGGUUUUUUGCCUGAUGUUGUUACUUAUAGUGUACUUAUUAAUGGACUUAAUAAGAAAGCUAGGACAAGAGAAGCUAAGAAGCUUCUUCUGAAGUUGUUUUAUGACGAGUCUGUACCGAAUGAUGUGACGUACGAAACUCUGAUCGAAAACUGCAGUGGUAACGAGUUUAAGAGUGUGGUAGGUCUUGUUAAAGGAUUCUGCAUGAAGGGUUUAAUGGAUGAAGCGGAUCGAGUUUUUGAGACAAUGCAUCAGAGGAAUUUUAAGCCUGACGGAACAGUUUAUAAUUUAAUAAUACACGGACAUUGUAGACAUGGUAAUGUUCGUAAGGCAUAUAAUAUGUAUACUGAGAUGGUGCAUUGCGGUUUUGUUUCUCAUAUGGUGACUGUAAUUGCUCUCAUCAAAGCUCUGUCGAAGGAAGGGAUGAAUGAUGAGCUGAGUUCGGUAAUGCAAAAUAUAUUGAACAGCUGUACGCUCAAUGAUGCCGAGUUAUCUAAAGCACUUGUUCGAAUUAAUUUUAAAGAAGGUCACAUGGAUGUCGUUUUAAACUUGCUAACGGAAAUGGCCAACAAUGGCCUGUUACCUGACGGUGGAGAUUAUUCAUGUGCUUCAGCAAGUGCAUUGUAAUUUCUUAUGUUGCAUGUUGUACUUAGUUACUUCAAAAUUUGGACGGACACUUACUUCAAACAUCCAGUACGAUUGUGCUUGGGGAAAUGAAAUUCUCGAUAUGGAAGUAAUUUAUCAAUUCUUUUAAUGGAACUCCACAAUUGUCAAUAACCACAUUGACCAGGUUAAUACAACUCCCUCAUCUAUGUCUCUCAUGUUCAUGUUAUCUUUCCACAUGCAUUAAUACGUGUGCACGGACAAUGGGACGUUUUGCCUGCAAUUCUGAGUGAAACUCGGGAUAGUGGAUUAGGUUUUGCGACUUAACAUGGACAAUUGAUUUAUUUGUGAUGCUUGUAUAUACCUGGCAUCCUUUGGAGUUUGUAUUGUCAAUUCAGAUUUCAGAUUCUGUUGCCACAAGUUUAACUGUUUUUUCCUAAAGUAACAGUUUGUCCGAUGCCUAAAAUCAAAUGUCUUCGACUUUUUUUCUUCUUUUCUGUAUCUACUGAUCAACUUAUUGCUGCUAGGGAGUAGGGACCCCUUUAUUAGAGAACUCAAGAUGGAUUCAAAUCAAUUGUUUUAUCAAUAGGUAUUGAGUUUUAAAACAUGGAUGUCACACACUUGCUUUAUUACCUCGUUUUAUUUCGGCUAUAUAGUCUGCAGAAUAUUGUUUUAUUGAAAACAAUGUCUUAAUUGCACUUCAUUAUUUUGCUCUUCACUAGGACUGAAACCUUGUGUACUUCUUUUGCCUCCAUGAAUCAUGAUUUUACCUUUUGUUCAUCCUUCGUAAAUCUUAUAGCUGGCAAUCCAACCAUAUUGUGUUAUUAACCCAAAACACUUCUGUAUGUAGAUUUCCAGCCCAAAAUAAAUGGUUUCAUUUAUCAUGUGUCCAGCUACUCUGAUGGUAUAGUAAUGACUAGAAGAAAAAUAUUUUCUUCAAGAAAACUAAUUGAACACGAUACAUAUUUCGUGAUGCAGGAAACUUGAGUUAGAUAGUAGUUUGAAUUAUGAAUUGGAAGUCUAAACUUGAUAUCUUAUCUAGUGCAUGUUUGGAUUAGCUUAUUCUGGAAAAAUAUGUUCUUUUUUAUUCUAGCCUCCCAAGAUAGCUUUUGGAAAAAAUAAAUAAAUAAUUUUAUUUCUCAUCAUUAAGCUGUACCUGAUGUUUUAAUUAACUUUUGUGUGGUAAAAUUUAUUCUAGAAAUAUAAGGCUGAGUUUUAACAUGUUCGAGUGUUUAUGAGUUGAUUUGUUUUUACUUCUACGCAGUAGAUUCUAACUUGAAACUGAGAUAUAUUUUUAGCCUUACCAAUGAAUUUUAACUUUAAAUUUAUUAUUCAACUCAUUUUGAAGUAAAUAUGAAGUCUUUAUGAAUUGGAAAAUUCACUGGAUGAGCUGGGAACGUAUGUCUACUACAAAAAACAAAGGGGGUCUGGGGUUAUGAGGAUUUAGCAACUUUAACAGUGCACUGCUUGGUAAGCAUUUUUGGAGAUUGCAGACUGGGGAGCAUACUUUGAUGGGGAAAGUAUUCAAAAGCCGCUAUCAUCCUUGAGGGAGUUUCAUGGAUGCAAAAGUAGGUUACAUGCCUAGCUAUGCCUGGAGGAGUAUCAUGAGUGCCAGAGUAGUAAUUGAAAAAGGGGGAAAAUGGUGGAUUGGAAAUGACGAGACAACCAAAAUUUGGAAGGACAACUGACUCCCAAGCUUGAGCACUUUGAGAGUUCAGAGCCAAGUGAAGAUUCUCCAUGAGGAUGCUGUUGUGAGUGCUCUCAUUGACCAGGACACCAAGCAAUGGAAAAGAGACUUGAUUUUCUCUAUUUUCAACACUUUUGAAGCAAGGCAAAUUACUAGUAUUCCUUUAUCUUUCAGACUCCCAGAAGAUACAUUUAUAUGGGAUGGAGAGAAAGAUGGAAAGUACUCAGUCCGGUCAGCUUACCACCUGUUGGGAGAGGAAAGAAGGAAAGAAUUACCAGCUUCAUCUACUACAAAUGACAAACCGUGGAAAGGAAUUUGGAGUAUCAACCUCCCAAAUAGGGUCAAUAAUUUUCUUUGGAGAACGGCAAAAAAUAUCUUACCUACAAGAGGAAACCUGUGUAAAAAAGGAAUUAAAAUUGACUCUGUGUGCCCGCUUUGCAACCUUGAACCGGAAACAUCAGAACACCUCUUCAUGCGAUGUAACUUUGCACAGGUUGUAUGGUUCUCAUCUAGCCUUGGGGUCCAUGUUCCAUUAGACUCUACCUUAAAUCAAUGGCUUCACAAAUGGCUCAUGGGCAAGGAUACUUUAGGAGCCCAAAUCUUUUGUUCAAUUAUGUGGAAACUGUUGUAUGCUAGAAAUCAAAUUAUUUUCAAUCAAGCUAAUCCCUUUCCCCCUGAGAUAGCUAAUGCAGCAAGGGAUUUUGUUGUGGAUUUUAAUGAAGCUGUCCCAAAGAAGACGAAGAGUAGGAAGCAUGGCGCACAACAGGAGCCAAGUUCAAAUUUCUCAUGCUCAUGUGAUUUCUGUUGAUGCAGGUUGUUUCUCGGACGGCUAUACUGCGUAUGUUUGCGUGUUCAAGGACUAUACAAGUUUAACAACAUUCUCAGCUUGCAAAAAGGAACAAAUGACAGCUGAUCCUAAAACUGCUGAAGCUCUUGGCAUCCGAUGGUGUAUGCAGCUUGCGAAGGAUCAAAGAAUUAAGGAAAUUGUUGUGCAGUCAGAUGCGUUGGCUGUAGUGGAAUGCAUUAGGGGCUCUAAUUCUAUUGCUAGUAUUGAACACAUUGUGGCAGAUUGUUAAACUAUUAUGAAUGCUUUUAGUAAGGUUUCUGUUAACUUUAUUGGUAGAGAUUUGAAUGUUUUAGCCCAUAGAAUUGUAGGUUAUGCUAUGCAAGUAGGGAACAAGUCUUGGUUGGGAUAUCCCCUUCCUUUGAAUGAUGUUUGUCUCUUGUAAUACUUCUGUUGUUUAAUGAAGUUGUUUGAUUAUCAAAAAA
Messenger RNA from Medicago truncatula (barrel medic), 5334 nucleotides. RefSeq names its product pentatricopeptide repeat-containing protein At5g39710. The transcript is spliced from 2 exons. The coding region runs from base 165 to 2402 and encodes 745 amino acids. Lineage: Eukaryota; Viridiplantae; Streptophyta; Magnoliopsida; Fabales; Fabaceae. Gene Ontology annotation, molecular function: protein binding. The record is from RefSeq and is a predicted model, not a curated record.